Messenger RNA from Exaiptasia diaphana, 2258 nucleotides. RefSeq names its product serine/threonine-protein kinase NIM1. NCBI's taxonomy places the organism in Eukaryota, Metazoa, Cnidaria, Anthozoa, Actiniaria, Aiptasiidae. Gene Ontology annotation, biological process: microtubule cytoskeleton organization; protein phosphorylation; intracellular signal transduction. Gene Ontology annotation, molecular function: protein serine/threonine kinase activity; tau-protein kinase activity; ATP binding. Gene Ontology annotation, cellular component: cytoplasm. The record is from RefSeq and is a predicted model, not a curated record. The transcript has 3 exons. Bases 181 to 1461 code for a protein of 426 amino acids.
UGUUAUGACAUCACAAUAGACAUGAUUGACAGGCCYUAUUAUUUUGYGCGCGGCUCCCUUUCAGUCAUUAGUUGUCAUGGUAACAUCAGCCGUCUAUAAUAUUCAUGUGAACUGCGCAGGAAAAGUUUAAACGCUCUCCCUUCGUGGAGCAAAAAUGGUCCGCUACAGCAUGAAGAAGAGAUGACUGUCGCCAACAAUAAUAGACCUACCAUGACAGGCCAGAAUUUCGUCGAUAAUGGAGAAGAAUCGCGGCAAGAUGGCACACGAUUGAGCUCGUACGACAAACUUACCCGUGAUCUGUCCACAAGUGAAAAAUUAAAGCAAGAGGUUGCCCUAGGCAAACGUAUAGGAUUCUACAGAAUUAGAGGAGAGCUUGGAUCUGGUAACUUUUGUCAAGUAAAGAUGGGAAUACAUGCUUUAGCUCGAGAAAAAGUUGCAAUAAAGAUCCUAGACAAAACUAAGCUUGACCAAAAGACACAGCGUUUGCUUUCAAGGGAAAUUUCUGUUAUGGAGAGACUUCACCAUCCAAAUAUUAUUCGCAUUUACGAAGUUAUUGAAACGUUACCUAAAGUUCAUAUUGUCAUGGAAUACGCUGGUGGAGGAGAGCUCUUUACCAAGAUUUCAAAUGAAGGAAAACUGCCUGAAAAGACAGCAAAAAAGAUUUUUUCUCAGAUACAAUCCGCGGUUGAGCAUAUGCACAAUAAAAAUAUCAUCCAUCGGGAUCUCAAAGCCGAAAAUGUUUUCAUUGCUGGGCCAAAUCUAGUGAAAGUUGGAGAUUUUGGAUUUAGUACAACUACUGCCAAAGACAAUCCACUGAACACGUUUUGUGGUUCACCUCCAUACGCUGCACCAGAGCUAUUUCGAGACGAGAAUUAUGUUGGAAUAUACGUAGAUAUUUGGGCAUUAGGUAUUAUGUGUUAUUUUAUGGUGACCGGAGUUAUGCCUUUUAGAGCUGAAACUGUUGGAAAGUUAAAAAAAUGCAUUUUAGACGGUACUUAUUAUUUGCCCGAUUUCCUAAGCGAGCAUUGCCGGGAGCUAAUACGCAACAUCCUCCGGCCAGUGCCUUCCGAUCGCUUGACAAUGGAAGAAAUACGGAGGUCUAAAUGGUUAGAAAGCGAAGUUUUUCCUGAAGCGGACGCUAAAUACAGCCUUUCACCUCCUUUCGAUGGUCAAAAAUGUACAGAGGACGAAAAAGAAGCGCUCAAAAUCUUGGGUGAACUUGGGGUUACGACGGAAGUAAUCGCKAGAGGGCAGGACAGGCGAGAGAGUAUAACAGGGUCAUACAGAAUCAUACUUCAUCGAGUACAAAAAAGAAAAGCAGAACUUGUACGUAAGUCUUCCACAAUGACCACAUUCAGCCAUUACAACAACAGACCAAGAGAUUUAAGACAAUCGAGAAAACAAGAGGUGGAAGAUAGGGACAAACAACAACCAAAAUCGAAAUUUUGUACAAUAUUGUAACAGUCCUUGACACCUAAUUGUAACUGUAGAUUUAACUAYCCCGCAAAUUGGUGAAAAUUCACUUCACACCUCAUUAUAUCUGGCCGCCAUAUAUAUUAUUUGCUUAUGCAAAAUCUGGAUUAGUAGCUACUGAGCAUAUUUCAAGAUCUGUAUCUCGAAAACAAGAAAAAGAAAUAUUUCAAAUUUCCUUCAAUCCAUAUCUAACUCAACUGAAAAAUAUUUAUUGGGAAAUUGUAUAUAGUAAAUGUUUUCUACAAGAUUUACCAUUUUUACAAUUAUGAAUUUUAGAUUUACAUAAGCACUUCAAAUCACAUCCCACUGGUAUUACCACAUUUAAUAUUUACAUAGCAUUUUUAGUUAUUUCACAGAAAGACGCCAAAAAAUCAAUAAGGUUGUGGAGAAAAUGCACAGAAAAUGAUAUUUUGAUAGUAUUAUUUUGUUUUGUUUUUCAUGAAGUCUUAAUAUUUUUAGACCCAAUUGUGUUUAUCACUUAGUUUCCAUGGCAAUCUAUUGAUUUGCGAACAAGGGGCACUCUAAAGUAUUAUCAUAAGAAUGCAUAGACAAAGACCRUCUUUGGAACAUGGUAGACUUUGCAUUGGCCCCAAGUUUCAAUCAUCCAUUAAACCACGCUUAAUUCUCUCACUAUAAUCACAGUUAUCUAGAUAUUGCCAUGGCAACUUUGCGAUAUAAGAAAACUGAAAGAUUAUUCUGCAUGACACAAUAUUGUAAAAUAUAUUUUUGUUAAAGAAAAGUGAUGGAUAAUAAUCAACAAAAUACAAACAAACAGUUUUUAUUUG